Messenger RNA from Alosa sapidissima (American shad), 3341 nucleotides. It is a transcript of the gene add2, whose product is annotated as adducin 2 (beta). Gene Ontology annotation, molecular function: actin filament binding. Bases 461 to 2503 code for a protein of 680 amino acids. The record is from RefSeq and is a predicted model, not a curated record. The transcript is spliced from 15 exons. Gene Ontology annotation, biological process: barbed-end actin filament capping. NCBI's taxonomy places the organism in Eukaryota, Metazoa, Chordata, Actinopteri, Clupeiformes, Clupeidae. Gene Ontology annotation, cellular component: cytoskeleton; postsynaptic density; plasma membrane.
CCAUUUUAUGUGCUCUGGGACAACAAGCGUGUGAGGGGAAAUGCAGAAAUUUCGUAAUGAUGUUACUGUAGCCAUUUCUUGAUAGUGAUAGCUGAAGGACGGAGAUGCGGUGGAUGUUUGGUUCAGGGAUACACGCAGGUCAAAGCGUUGGCAGGCGUGGCGGUGGGCUGGACUAGGCUGCAAUGAACGACGACAAACAGGGGAUGUGCAGCGAGCGGGAGACAUUAAAAUAUCAGGAAUCAAGAGGGAUAUAGCAACUUAUUAUUUUGAAAUACAAUAUUAUUUCCGAACUUUUUAUUUUAUCAAUGCACUGUUCUAUAUAAUUUAGAACUGCCUAUUAUUUUCUUAAACAUAGGCGUAGUCUAAAAGCAGCUAUAUGCUCAGAGGACAAGGCGUUGGAGAAUGCUGUAAGCUCUCUCCUAUCUCCUUGUCGUAGUAACCUCCUCUGAGCCGAGACACUAUGAGCACCUCUUCCAGUCCAAAGGGGACCCCGGUCCAGCAAAGCCCUACCGAUGGGGAGGGCGCGGACACGGACACCCUGCAGUCACCCCUGCAGUCCACCCCGUCCACCAGUCAGAAGAAGCGCAUCUCCAGUCUUCUGCAGAGCCCAUCCUUUAGAGAAGAGCUGGAUGUGCUGAUCCAGGAACAGAUGAAGAAAGGCGGCAGUGCCUCGAACUUGUGGGCUCUGCGGCAGAUUGCAGACUUCAUGUCCACUCAUGGCUCUCCUGCUGCCCUACCUGUUUCUUCCUCAAAUACGUCCAUGGUCACCCCCAUUAAUGACAUGCAAGGAUGGGAACCGGGCACCUUGGCAAAAGGGGAGCGUCUGAUGCGUUGUAAGCUGGCCAGUGUGCAUCGCCUGCUGGACCUGUAUGGCUGGGCCCAGCUCAACCGUGCAUGCCUCACGAUACGUGUGAGCAAAGAACAGGAGCAUUUCCUGGUACUGCCGGACGGUCUGGCUUAUGGGGAGGCCACAGCAUCCAACCUGGUGAAGGUGAAUAUUCUGGGGGAGGUGGUGGAGAGAGGCAGCACCACUCUGGGUGUGGACCUGGCAGGAUUCAGUCUGCAUUCAGCCAUCUACUCGGCCCGUCCUGAUGUCCGGUGCCUGCUGCACCUCCACACACCGGCCACUGCUGCGGUUUCUGCCAUGAAGUGUGGCCUGCUGCCCCUAUCCCAUGAGGCAUUGCUGGUGGGAGACGUGGCCUAUUUGGACUACAAUGGGUUGAUGGAGGAAGAGCAGGACCGGGUGGAGCUGCAGAAGAGUCUGGGGCCCACUUGCAAGGUGCUGGUGUUGCGGAACCAUGGGAUUGUGGCUCUGGGAGAGUCGGUGGAAGAGGCCUUUUAUACUAUCUACCACAUCCAGGCUGCCUGUCAGAUUCAGGUGUCAGCAUUGUGCUGUGCAGGAGGGGAACAGAACCUCAUCAUGCUGGACCGGGCCACCCACAAGCCCAACCCCACAGGCACCGUGGGCUGGGCCGGCUCCACGUUUGGCCCACUGCACAAGAGUCGUCUGGGGGAGCACGAGUUUGAGGCUCUGAUGAGAACCAUGGACAACCUGGGCUACCGCACUGGCUAUGCCUACCGGUUCCCUGUGCUGCUGGAGCGCUCACGGACCAAGCGGGAGGUGGAGAUCCCGGCCACUGUCACAGCCUUCAACUUCAAAGAGGAGGGAGGGAGCCCCCACCCACGCCUCCACCCCCACGCACAGAAGCAGCAGCAGGAGAGGACGCGGUGGCUCAACACCCCUAACACGUACCAGAAGGUUAACCAGGACCAGGCCAGCCCUGGGCAUCAGCGCACAACGGUGAGCUGGUUGAAGUCUGAGGAGAUCACCCAAACCAGUGGGACAGCCAUAAAGAUUGAGAACCCCAAUCAGUUUGUGCCACUCUUCACCAAUCCAAAGGAAGUACUGGAAACAAGGAACAAGAUUCGGCAGCAGAAUCGUCAGGACAUGAAGACAGCUGGACCCCAAUCCCAAGUACUCGCAAGUGUCAUCACGGACAACAGUCCACCAUCCCCAGAGCCACUACCGGAGCCCAGCACCCCUGAGCCUGAGCCCCCCAACCCUUUCAACGAGCUCACGGAUGAGGUGCUGGAGGAUUAUCGAGCGGAGGUCCAGAAGAAACAGCAGAGUGGAGGAGAAGACGGGGAGGAGGCCAAAGAAGCUGGGACUCCCCCAGCUUCCUCCCCCACAAAGGUCCCUUCCCCCAGCAAACCCCCUCCUGAAGAUGGCUCGAAACCCUCCGAAGCCAAUGAGGUGGUGAAAAACGGCAGUGCGGAGGACGAGAAGCAGCAGCAGGAGGAGCUGGAGAAAGGGAUGAAGGCUCUGACCACCAACGACACCGCUCCCCCCACCACACCCCCAAACAAGCCAGCCGGCAUCACCCCCGAGGGCUCGCCCUCCAAGUCCCCCUCGAAGAAGAAGAAGAAGUUCAAAGCUCCGUCCUUCUUGAAGAAGAGCAAGAAGCAAAAGGACAAGGAGAAGGUGGAGAAGGUGGAGACCUGAAGGGAACUCACAGACAAUGACACACACACACACACACACACACACACACACACAUAUUCACAUGUGUCAUCUUCACAUUGAGAAUGUUGUAAACUCACUCAGUCGCACAUCUUGGUAUUCACCUCUUUCUUCAUAUUACUUCUCUCUCACACAUACAGCUAUUCAUACAGCAAUUACUCCCCCCUAAAGGAAUGUUUGAAUUUUGAGUUGACUUCACAACAAGCACGAAAAAUAAUGCAAACCGAUGCACCAGGCAAGAACCAUGCACACGGAAAACAGUAAUGUUCCAAAUUCACAUUAACCUCUCAUGGCUCAGCAUAACCAUGCACCUAACACUUAUAUUUUGAAAGAAAACAAAAGAAUGUUAGAAAAAACAGUCAUUGUACGUCCAUACUACUCAAUCACUUGAUGGUCACAGACUUAAGAUGUGUGCUAUACACAGGUCAGUGCAGGUAUUAUGCAGAUGUAAUCCUUUGCCCUUAAAUGAUAAUUGAAUUUCAUGUCUGAACUGCAGGGAAAGUACAAAUGAAAUGAAAUCAUAAUCUUGGGUUUUGUUUUUGGUCAAAGGAACAGAAACGUGCAGUUUGAAAAUGUCCUGAAUGACUGAAAGCCCAACUCUGAAAGGCACUAUACAUUCCACUCUCUUUUCUUUUUUUCGUAAAGAUGUAUGCAAAGUGAUCCUCACAGCUGUAAUUAUUUUUAUUGUCUGUUACUAUUAUUUAAAUGCUUUUGUGUCUAUAUUUGCUGGGAUAAAAUGUUCAUGUCAUAUUAGAAUGUAAAGUGGUUACUGCUAGGUUCAAAUGUACCAACCAUUAAAGAUGAAAGCAAUCCAAACCGA